This is a messenger RNA of Aspergillus tubingensis, 954 nucleotides long. RefSeq lists its product as uncharacterized. The transcript has 2 exons. NCBI's taxonomy places the organism in Eukaryota, Fungi, Ascomycota, Eurotiomycetes, Eurotiales, Aspergillaceae. Bases 1 to 954 code for a protein of 317 amino acids. The record is from RefSeq and is a predicted model, not a curated record. Gene Ontology annotation, biological process: retrograde vesicle-mediated transport, Golgi to endoplasmic reticulum.
AUGUCCUCAGCCGAAGAAUCCCCCGCUCAACGAGCAGCCCGCCUGCGUCGUGAACGUCGCGAAGCCAAAAUCAAAGGCGAUGGAGCAGCUCGUCUAGACAAGAUUACCAGUUUGAGUGGUCGGACUCCUGCUAGUCUCCGCGAAGAAACCUCUCCCUCUCCAUCUCCAUCCCCGGCCCCGGCUGCAGCAGCACAACCACAAGCUACUACUACUGCACUGACUCCUAGCCCGAGCCCGAGCCCGGCCCCCGAACCUCGAAUUACACAACCCUCUUUCCCAAGCCAAGGGCCCCAGCAGCAGCAGCAAGAACUCGACCCCGAAACCCUCCAAGCGCAACAGGAGCUCUUCCGCGCCCUGCUCCGCCAGUCUGGCCAGCCGGGCGAGUCACCCAGUGGGAGCCCGGGACCUCAAGCAGGAGCAGGAGCAGGAGCAGGAGGGAUGGGAGGACUAGGUGGAGAAGCGGACGAUCCGACGCUUAAGCUUCUCUCGAGCUUGAUGGCCGGGGAUACCAGUGCGCUGGGCGAGGGGUCUUUGCCUGGAGGUCAGUCGCCAGCGGACUUACUGACGGGGUUGGGAGUCCCGCCGUUUGUGGCGAGUAUGUUGGGGGAGGCGACGCGGAAGAAGAGUGAUGAGGAAAAGCGGGAGAUUCUGGUGUGGAAGGUGCUGCAUGUGGUGUUUUCUAUGCUGAUUGGGGUGUAUUUGUUGGUGUUGAUUGGGUCGUCGGUGGCGACGUUUGGGAGUCAGCCGCCGCCGCCGGCGACGGCGAGGAAUCCGUUCUUGUUCUUUACGACGGGUGAGGUGGUGCUUACGGGGGCGAGGGUUAUGAUGAAGAGGGGGGGAGGGGGGUUGGGGUUGUGGGUGCAGUUGGUUAGGGAUAUUGCCAGGGAUGGGAGUAUUGUGUUGUUUUUGUUUGGGAUGGCGAAUUGGUGGCAUCGGGAGUGGAUGGCUUAUUAG